CGCUCGUCUCCGCUGCGGCCGCGCCGCCUGCAGCAGCACUAGCUGCUCCUCCCCGGCGGCCGCCCCCCGCGGGUCCCUCCCUGGCUGCGGGAGAGACGGCGGUAGAGGGAGGACGCGGAGCCGCGACGCCGGCACCGGAGACCUUCGCCUCGGCCCGCUGGCUCCUCGCUCUCCAGGAGGAACAUGGCAGAUAAUCUCAGUGAUACCUUAAAGAAGCUGAAGAUAACAGCUGCUGACAGGACUGAAGAUAGUUUAGAAGGAUGCUUGGAUUGUCUGCUUCAAGCCUUGGCUCAAAAUAAUACAGAAACAAGUGAAAAAAUACAAGGAAGUGGAAUUCUUCAACUGUUUGCAAGUCUGUUGACUCCACAGUCCUCCUGUACAGCCAAAGUAGCUAACAUCAUAGCAGAAGUAGCCAAAAAUGAAUUUAUGCGAAUUCCAUGUGUGGAUGCUGGAUUGAUUUCACCACUGGUGCAGCUGCUAAAUAGCAAAGACCAAGAAGUGCUGCUUCAAACGGGCAGGGCUCUAGGAAACAUAUGUUAUGAUAGCCAUGAGGGCAGAAGUGCAGUUGACCAAGCAGGUGGUGCACAGAUUGUAAUUGACCAUUUAAGGUCACUGUGCAGUAUAACAGAUCCCGCCAAUGAGAAGCUCUUGACUGUCUUUUGUGGCAUGCUGAUGAACUAUAGCAAUGAGAAUGAUUCUCUUCAAGCUCAGCUUAUCAAUAUGGGUGUUAUUCCUACCUUAGUGAAAUUAUUGGGCAUCCACUGCCAAAAUGGAGCUCUUACAGAAAUGUGUCUUGUUGCAUUUGGAAAUUUAGCAGAACUUGAGUCAAGCAAAGAACAGUUUGCCAGUACUAGCAUUGCUGAAGAACUGGUAAAACUCUUCAAGAAACAAAUAGAACAUGAUAAGAGAGAAAUGAUUUUUGAAGUUCUUGCUCCAUUGGCAGAAAAUGAUGCCAUUAAACUACAGCUGGUUGAAGCAGGCCUGGUAGAGUGUCUACUAGAGAUUGUCCAGCAGAAGGUGGAUAGUGACAAAGAGGAUGAUGUCGCUGAACUCAAAACCGGUUCAGACCUAAUGGUUUUGUUACUUCUUGGAGAUGAAUCCAUGCAGAAAUUAUUUGAAGGAGGAAAAGGCAGUGUAUUUCAAAGGGUGCUUUCUUGGAUUCCAUCAAAUAACCACCAGCUUCAGCUUGCUGGAGCAUUGGCAAUUGCAAAUUUUGCCAGAAAUGAUGGAAAUUGUAUUCAUAUGGUGGACAAUGGAAUUGUAGAAAAACUUAUGGACUUACUGGACAGACAUGUAGAAGACGGAAAUGUAACUGUACAGCAUGCAGCACUGAGUGCCCUCAGAAACCUGGCCAUUCCAGUUAUAAAUAAAGCCAAGAUGUUAACAGCUGGAGUCACAGAGGCAGUUUUGAAAUUUCUUAAAUCUGAAAUGCCCCCAGUUCAGUUCAAACUUCUGGGAACAUUAAGAAUGUUAAUAGAUGCACAAGCAGAAGCUGCUGAACAACUGGGAAAGAAUGUUAAAUUGGUGAAGCGUUUGGUGGAAUGGUGUGAAGCCAAAGAUCAUGCUGGAGUGAUGGGAGAGUCCAACAGGCUGCUCUCUGCCCUCAUACGACACAGUAAAUCAAAAGAUGUAAUUAAAACCAUCAUACAGAGUGGUGGCAUCAAGCAUCUAGUUACCAUGGCAACGAGUGAGCAUGUAAUAAUGCAGAAUGAAGCCCUUGUUGCUUUGGCAUUAAUAGCAGCUUUAGAAUUGGGCACUGCUGAGAAAGAUUUAGAAAGUGCUAAACUUGUACAGAUUUUACACAGACUGCUAGCAGAUGAGAGAAGUGCUCCUGAAAUCAAAUAUAAUUCCAUGGUCCUGAUCUGUGCUCUCAUGGGAUCUGAAUCUCUACACAAGGAAGUGCAGGAUUUGGCCUUUCUAGAUGUUGUAUCCAAACUUCGCAGUCAUGAGAACAAAAGUGUUUCCCAACAGGCCUCUCUCACAGAGCAGAGACUUACUGUGGAAAGCUGAGAACUGCCCCUCCCUGAUACCCAGCAUUGCCCAGCUCCGAUUUCCCCUCUGUCCUCCAUCCAGCUGCCUCUUCUGCUUCAUCCUCUACCAUAUCACUCGUGCAUGCAUGUAAUGUUCCAAUGCCAGUUGAAGAACUGCUGUAGGUACCCUACCUAAUAAGAUUUCUAAACCCAUGGUUAAUGUGAACAUGACUUUGUCAAAAACAAGUCUCCACCCAUAACUGUUCUCUUGUACUCCUGUUGCUUGAACUACAUUAAGUAGAAUGUGCAUGUUGUAGUCCUAUGAUGACGUAAACUUGGUACUACAUAAUGACUUGCUCCUCACACACAGUAAACUACAUAACAAUGUACUGGUAAAUUAGAAACAAAGAAUGCAGCAGGAUCUGUCUAGCUUAUUAAAGACAACUGAAUCGUAAAAGUAACUCCAUUUUUUGGUGCUUGGGAAGCACAGUGACCAAAAAAGCUGUAUGGCUGCUCAUUCAUUGGUCUUACCGACUCAUGUCAAACCCAUGGUACCUAGAGUUAAAUAAAAUUCCAAUGCUAUCAUUCUUUACCCUAUGGUUUCUCCUUUUUCCUAACUCUGUAGACUAUUGAAACUGCCACAGACUGGCAAGACUUUCUGAGGUUUCUCAUUCCAUAUUUAAUUGACUGUCAUCAAUAGCCUGGUGUUGAAUACAUUUGUAGUUAUCAGUGUAAAACUAAAGGGUUGAAGAAUCCCUAUUACAAGCAUUUUGGUUUUUGUAUAUAUUCUAGAUUCUGAUACAUGUUCAAUUUUGCCUCAGAACUUCUUCCAUCAGUUAAUCAGCAUUGUUCAGCACUUGUCUUUAAAAGUCAUUUGGCAUUUGCUUUCAACUGAGGAAACUUGAUAUAGCUCACUGGAGGAAGAAUUUUUUUUUUUUUUUUGGUCGUUUUUCAUUGUUCAGCUAGAAAAUGAGAAGUUUCAUAUUUCAUAGUCCUUUUAAACCUUAUAUUAGAACUAGCAGAACAUAGGAGGAAAGAUAAAGAAAUAAGCUUGUCUAGACUAAAGAAAGGAAGGCCGGUGAUACAAGCCAUAGUGGCCAGUCCAGUGCAUUCUGCAGAUGACCUCACACCCCUUGCUGUUAGCAUCCCACCUCCACUUCCCACCGAGAACUGCAGCAAUCAUAAAGGCCUGGGAAGGCCAAGACUCAGGAGAUAAGAAGACCCCUCCUUGGCAAAAUACAGUGUACUCUUCACUGCCACUGCCACCACCAAAUGGGUUUUUAGAGCUUUAAAACACGAUCUUUGUAAAUGAAUCAUCACAUCCUUGUGACCCACCUGCCUUCCCCCUAUACUCAAAUCUGAUCACUACUGGCCUAAAGGCAGGAUGGGCUCUGAUUCGGAGGACUGUGGGACAGUAGGUUCACCAUGGAGGUGACAGGAGCCUCCUCCCUUUCCAGUGUGAGAUGCCACACAUCUCUAUGGUCAGUAUCAGUUGGACUUUAGACCCUAAAACAGCUAUAAUUCAAGAAAGUUAAAAUCCUAAUGGAGGAAAAGAAUCGGGACUGGUUGCUCCCUUUGAUGUUCAAAUAAGGAACUGUUGUGAGUGCUUACACUACUUACUGUAAGAAUGUAAGAAUGAUCUUGUUUAUUAUUUUCUCCUGGGCUGGACAGUGGACUAUAUUUUAUUAUAGGUUUUGAAAGACAUCUGUAAUGUUGCAUAACAGACUGUUCAUAUUAAUAACAAUAAAUAAAUAGUAUAUCAAGCUA
Molecule: messenger RNA, 3737 nt
Organism: Carlito syrichta (Philippine tarsier)
Lineage: Eukaryota; Metazoa; Chordata; Mammalia; Primates; Tarsiidae
Gene: RAP1GDS1
Product: Rap1 GTPase-GDP dissociation stimulator 1
Exons: 15
Coding region: 184-2010 (608 amino acids)
Biological process (GO): positive regulation of GTPase activity
Cellular component (GO): cytosol
Molecular function (GO): protein binding; guanyl-nucleotide exchange factor activity
Source: RefSeq, a predicted model, not a curated record